UCCCCCUACUACCGUCGGGAUCCAUAGAUCCCCGGUGAGGUGGACCGAUCAGCAUCGAUCUUUAUCUUUAGUUGGCGCGAUCUUCCGAGGCUCGACGUUUUUUAAGGAAAAUCGUUUUCCGACAACGUAACCGAAGUGAGAUUAUCGAUGGUAGUUGUUUGAUAACUUGAUAACUUUUUAGAGGAAUCGUUGCUACGAUUUUAGUAUUCGGGCAAAUUCUCGUAAUCUUAAAACAUUUAAUCAAAUACAUACGCGUAGAGAUACUAGAACUUUUAUUAUCUGGUUGCAAGGUAUCAAUCACAGAGCUUACAGCCGCUGCCUGAGUGCAGACAACCCAAUCUACUGCGGAGUCGGGCCAUGCAUCAGUGGGACGAGCGGAGUCGAAGUCAGACCAAUCUCAAUGCUAGCAAUCUCAUGUAAAUUGAGUAUAAGUAUGGAGAAUUGAUAUUAAAAGUCAAAUCAGUCGAUUUAAUUCAUCAGUAACAAGAUCUCAUCCCAUAAAUGUAUAUAUAAAUUCAACGUUAUCUAAUUAUAAGUUUAGAGAGGUUGCAUAAGAAUUUUAGUCGAGCUUAUACCUAUUCGCGUUUCACAACGUUCUAACAGCAAAGUUGAGAAGAGUUGCACUGCAACUUAGAAAGUAAGAUGUUAUUAACCUCGUGUUUAAGUUAUUGAAUUAGAUAGGUACAUUUACAUCCUUUUAAAUCAACGAUUAUUCCCGAACAGAUAGGAAAAUUACAUAAUAAUAAUUAUCGUCACUGCCGCGUGAUAUAAAUUUAACAUUGUUGAAAGAUCCUUCUGCAAAUAAUGCGACUGGUUAAUUUGCAAUGAGGACGAAUCGAGGAUCGCUGCGACUGUGUUAAGCAAAUCAGUCAGACGAAACCCACGCGUAGUAAAAGGAUUAUUAAAACAGAAUUCGACGCCAGAAGUACAUUGUAAAUAUUGAAUGACAGAAAUUGUGUAUACGUAAUCCUCGCUUUUUCCUGCGAGAAGGGACAGCUUCCUUUCCCUUCACGUCUUGGUCAAACCUCGUCUAACAGCGUAGAUUAGAUAGAUGUAAGUGUCUGUACGUGAGCGUUAGGUUCAUCGUGUCAAGGACUUCGAUUACGUACAGUUCAAUUCCCACGGAAUUGCGAGUGCAAUUACUGUUCGACGGUGUUCGAUCUGUCGCUCGGACAGGUGACCGUUUUUGUUCCCCUGCGUAAAUCGGGGCAAAAAUAUAGGCAGAGUUCGAAAAACCAGGCGAAGGGUUGAAAAUUAUUCCGAAGGCAGAGACAGUGGAAGCUACCGGUCCCGAAAUAUUGUAAACUUUCUCGGGUUGGGUUAUGUAAAGGCACUCGGACUGGGCCCCGCGCGACGGUAUAAAGGUCGCCGGUGCCCCCAACGAUUCAAGAGUUGCUCGGGAACUUCACGCAAGAGACGAUCCAGGGAUCUACAUGUCGAUCUUCCUCAUCUUCGUCUGAUACCCACUGACGCAGCCUCGUGUCUCAUUCUUCUGUUUUCUUCUGCCAACUUUCUCGACGACCACGUGUUACUCGAACGUUUCGACAAUAUGCGUUACCUGGUACUCCUCGCAGUGGUAGCGAUCGCUAAUUGUCAGGAAUACUUUCGCCAGCCGGAGAAGAUCGUGAGCGAGGCUCGAAAUUUGGGCGAUAACCGCGGCCAUUACUCGUUCACGUAUGAAACGGAGGGUGGAAUAGUUCAACGGGAAACCGGAAGUAGAAAGUACGCCGGCACUCCGUCGGAGACUCAAUUGAUUCAAGGUUCCGUUCAGUACAACGCUCCGGACGGCACUCCGAUCGCCAUUAGUUGGACGGCGGACGAGUUCGGAGCUCAAGUGGCCGGCACUCACAUACCCACGCCACCGCCGAUCCCGCCGGCGAUCCAGAGGGCCCUGGACUGGAUCGCCAAGCAACCCUCCACCCCCGAACCCGAGGAAGAGAAGAGAGACGAACUGCCGAGGCAACAGAACGCGAUCCCAGCCGCCAGCACCCACAGACAACUGAAGCCAAGACAGAGGAACUGAUACUCCAAUCUCGAAUCCGUUUUUUACAAGAACGUUCAUCCUUGCGCCAGAUUUACUAAACACGAUGCAAUUUAACGCCGAUCGAUCGAACAAGAUGUAUCUAAUUGAAAUUUUGUGAUAUUUGUUUAAGACAAUUUUUCUUAAUUAUGUAAUUAUUAUUAAAUUUAUCGAACAUCGUAAUAAUGAUCUAUCGAAAUAUCGGAAAACCGUCCUAUCAAUUCUGUCUGGCAUAAGGAUUAAAGUAAAGGUCUUAGUAGUUUGUAACGUACUUAGUUUGAGUUCUUAACAAUUUAUACUCUAGUUUUUUCUACACUUGGAUCGUUAAACAAAGUAAAUGAAAAUUAAGCGAUUAGUAAAGAAUAAAACGAUCUCACGAAUAAAAAUAGUGUACGUACCUUUAUUAAAAU
Ceratina calcarata is the source of this 2430-nucleotide messenger RNA. It is a transcript of the gene CPR17, whose product is annotated as cuticular protein 17. NCBI's taxonomy places the organism in Eukaryota, Metazoa, Arthropoda, Insecta, Hymenoptera, Apidae. Bases 1550 to 2023 code for a protein of 157 amino acids. Gene Ontology annotation, molecular function: structural constituent of chitin-based larval cuticle. The transcript is spliced from 3 exons. Gene Ontology annotation, cellular component: chitin-based extracellular matrix. The record is from RefSeq and is a predicted model, not a curated record.